Molecule: messenger RNA, 3706 nt
Organism: Polistes dominula (European paper wasp)
Lineage: Eukaryota; Metazoa; Arthropoda; Insecta; Hymenoptera; Vespidae
Product: RNA polymerase II-associated protein 1
Biological process (GO): transcription by RNA polymerase II
Source: RefSeq, a predicted model, not a curated record
UUAAAUAUUCUCGUUUAAAAGAUAAAUGUUAUCUUUCUUUUUGUAAUGUUUUUAUUAUAUUUUCUUAAGGGUUAAAAUUACCAAGUGAUAUUUUACGAACAGCAACUAAAAUUGUAGAAAAAAAUAAAUAAAUAAAAAUGGAUAACAUAACCACGUUGAAAAGACCCAAACCAAGUGAUAACGAGGAAGAAUUAUUUCAAAUGCAAGAAGAUUUUUUACAAAACAAAUUACAACCAUCAGCCAAAGUGAUCAAUUUAAGAAAUUCAAAUAUAGAUCAAACUAAUUCUGUACAAAAUUCGACGACUAAAUCUGUAACAUGUUCAAAUGAAAAAAAACUAUCUAAAUUUGCUCAAUUAAAGAAACAAAAAUUAGGAACAGUUUCAACGUCUCAAAGUACAGGUGAAUUAUUAAAUGCAAAUGUCCAAGAAAAAUCUACAAAGAUUUGUGAUGUAGUACAAAAUGUACCAAUAGAUCAUUCAAAAAUAAUUCUUGGAAAUAUAAUAGAAAAGAAAUUGGAUGUGAAGGAUAUGAAAUUUAGUUUCAAUACAGGAUUUAAUAAUAAUUCAGAAGUUGCCUUUCCAAAAGUCUUUGUUUCUGAUACUUAUGAGAGAACGUCAGAUAAACAGAGUUUAUUUUCACAAAAAUGUUCACAAAGGAAAGUAGUUGCUGAUAUUUCUACUAAAAUGGAAUGUGAAGAGGAGUUUGAUAAAACGAAGAAUGAAGAUUCUGAUAUUGCAUUGAAUUCAAUAGCUAAAGAAGUUCAUCAAGAAAAUUUGAAAAUAUUGAAAGAAAUGACAGAAGAAGAAAUACUCAUGGAAAAAAAGAAACUUGAAUCGUCUCUUGGUCCAGAGUUAAUAAAGUUUCUAAAAAAUAGAAAAAAAGUAAAGACUAAAAUGGAAGUAGAUAAAUCAGAUGUUCAAUCAAAUGAACUUGGUAAUGAUAAAUGUGUAAAAAAUAAAGAAAGUGAUAUGGAAGUUAUGGAAUGUGAAAGUAAUAUAGAAAAUAUACCAAAGACUUGCGAAGAAAUUUUAAAAGAGGCUAAGGAUAAGGGUUGGGUUCAUUUGGAUAACGUAGAAGUUGAAAAAUUGCAGUGGAUGAAAGAUAUAACAGAAGUAAAGAAAGAUAAACCUGCACCUGAUGAACCUUACAAUGCUCGAUUUGAUUUUAAAGGUUUAUUACUUCCUUACGAAGAUGAGAGUUUAUCAUGGGAUAAUGGUCUUCAUCAUCAUGGAGAAGAACCAGAACGUCCUGGCUAUUCUUUACAAGAAUUAAUACAACUUAGUAGAUCUUCUAUAAAACAACAACGUACCGUUGCUUUGACUACUAUUGCUAAUAUUUUAGAAAAGAGUAAUAAAGGCUUGUACGACAAAGCUUUGUCACCAGCACCGUUAGUUACGUUGAAUCAAAAUAAUUUCUUACUUUUAUUAAGAUAUUCAUUGGAUGAUACAACCGAAGACGUGAUUAAGGCCGCUCUUCAGACAUUAAGAGCGUUUAUUUUUAGCGAACAAGAUGAGAUUUGUUUGGAUAAAUUAUUUGGUUGGAAAAAAUAUAGAGAACCUGAUUUGCGACCUCCAUCAACUGAUGUCAAAGAUGAAAGUAUAUUGAAGGACCAUGAACUUGUACAAUUAGAUGCUGUUUCUACACUUCUAAGAACAGAUAUUAUUGUAAGAAUAAGAUAUAUCUUGGGUAUUAAAUCAUUUCCAACUGUUGGUUUGGCGUGUGCUCUGGAAAUAUUAACUCGUCUUACAAGAUAUUCACUUACAGUUGCAUUGACUAUUACAACUACUCCAUAUUUGUUGGAUACUAUAAUUAAUAAUUUAAUGCCUAUAUCUGUUAGUGGGAUAGAUUUCAAGAAUCCUGAUGUUCCAUUAGUCGAGAGUGUACGUUUUUGUCGAGUUUUAGUUUAUUAUGGUGGAAAACCAGUUGCCGAAAGAUUAAUUAAAUUAAAUAUAAUUGAACGCAUUUUAUCUUAUAUCGAAGAUCCAGCAACAACCGAAAUGACUCGUGGAAUUGUAUUGAGAAUAGAAAGUUAUAGACUUUGGAAGUUGUUGUUAAAUUACAAUUUAGCUAAGAACAGCUUAGAUGGUAUACAAUUAAGAUUUGUGAUGGAGUUAGAACACUUUUUAAGCAAUCACGAUAUCACAAAGGCUUCAGAAUACGAAUGUGAAUAUGCAAUUGCAAUCAUGGCUGUAUGCAGUACCUUGCCUACGUUUAAGGAGAAAAUUAACUUACUUAUAUUAAAAUGGAGUAGACAAUAUUAUCUAUUAUCACGUAACUGGCAUGCUUUAAAAUUAUUUUCACAAGCAGUGCUAGCUGUUAACGAUUUAGUAAUGUCGUCAAUUCAUUGGGUUGUAUAUCCAUAUAUAUUUGAAGAAUUAUGUUAUAAUUCAAAUUUAUUGAGUACCUGUAUACCUGCUGUUGAACGACAACAUUCCUUCUUGCCAAAUCUUGGAGUAACAACAGAAACAGGCCUAUUACAACCGAUUAUAUCUUCUACUUGCAUUCCAUUUCUAUCAGUGAUACUGGAUAAGUUUAUUCACGAAUCCUAUGAAGAAGGUAUUUGGAAGAUAUUCAAUCAAUUAGGUUUUCAAAAAUAUAUUCAAGAACUUGAAUCAACUAAAUGGGAUUUAGAACGAUCGUGGUAUACGCAAGUAGAGUAUUAUUUUCUUAUCAGUGUUGUCAAAGCUGCACAACUUAUUAGUAGAGCAUUAAAUUCAACGAUGAAACGUAAUAUUUGGAAAAUAUCUGUUAAACUUAUAUCAGCGUUACCAGGAAACUUGUUUAAUUAUGUGAUAGAUAUGUUGGAAAUUGCUUUACUCAAAGACAAAUUAAACGUGCAAUUAGUAACUCAUGAACUAUCGAAAUUAAAUUUAAAUCAUGCCAAUAAUUGUACGAAACAGGACAUAGUUAGUUUGUAUAAAAAGUACAUUGAAAGACAUUUAGAUUGGACUCAAGCAGCAUUGCCUAAAGAUUGGUUUUAUUUACCAUUGGUACAUAUUUAUACAAAGUGUAGACUUAAUGAAAGUGUUACAGAAGAAGAUACAAAUAAUAUUGCAAUGAUAUUAGGUUUAGAAGUAACUUCACCUUAUUUUGUUGCAACGUUAUGUCCAACGUUAAGAUUCAGUAGAUUAGUCUUAACAUAUCUGUGCGAUACGAUUUAUUUAAACAACGAUAUAUCCGUUUUAUUAAAUAUUGCAAUGGAAGAAUUGAUACAAAAGUAUCACAAAAAGUUAAACUUUACCAAAGAUUUACCAGGAUUAAAUUCUUUUGUUGAUUUGUUCACUGCUAUGUGUGAACACUUUUGUUCUACUUCUUAUGGUGAUAAUAAUUUUGCUUCAGUAUUAUUAAUUCCUAUCGCACAGAGACAUGAUCCUCAUUAUAGAAAAUUGUUGUGGUCAGAACAUGCUGGUGUACUUCGAUAUUUGAGAUUACCUGUGAAUAAGUUAAUGAUUCCUUUAGACGAAUAUUUAUAUCCUUUGGAAGAAGAUACAUCGUUGAUUGAAACAUAUAUAACAGUACUCGUUAGAAAUACUAUUAAACCAGAAUGGUGUCCAGUACCAUAUACUAUUGCACUUCAUCAUGCAGCUAUGUAUUUAAAACGUACCACUAAAUUGGCAAUUAGAAUGAAAACACAACUAGAAAAAAUACAUGAUCAAAAGUUGAUUGAUCUAUUAUUAAAUUACKAACAACCACCAAAACUGUAAAG